AUGGGAGCAGUACUGGAUCUGCCGUUUUUUGGUGACAUGCCCAAGCCAAAGGUUGGAAUCAACGGAUUUGGCCGUAUCGGCCGUCUGGUACUCCGCGCUGCGGUGGAGAAGGACUCCGUCGAAGUGGUAUCCGUCAAUGAUCCCUUCAUCAACAUUGACUAUAUGGUGUACCUCUUCAAAUACGAUUCCACCCACGGCCGGUUCAAGGGUAGCGUUGCACAUGAGGGUGACCACCUUGUUGUAAGCAAGGAGGGAAAAAGCACGCACAGGAUCAAGGUCCACAACAGCAAGGACCCCGCUGAAAUCCCAUGGGGAGCCGAUGGAGCCGAAUACAUCGUGGAAUCGACUGGUGUGUUCACCACUAUUGAUAAGGCGUCGGCACACUUGAAGGGUGGCGCUAAGAAGGUUGUUAUCUCUGCUCCAUCCGCUGAUGCCCCGAUGUUUGUGAUGGGUGUAAACCACGAAGCAUACAAUGCCUCGAACAACCACAUCAUUAGUAACGCCUCAUGUACAACAAACUGUCUGGCUCCACUAGCCAAGGUCAUUCACGACCACUUCGGAAUCAUAGAAGGAUUGAUGACCACUGUACAUGCCACCACUGCUACCCAGAAGACCGUCGAUGGACCAUCUGGAAAGUUGUGGCGUGAUGGACGUGGUGCUGCUCAGAACAUCAUUCCUGCUUCUACUGGUGCGGCUAAGGCUGUCGGCAAAGUUAUCCCAGCCCUGAACGGCAAGCUUACUGGGAUGGCUUUCCGUGUCCCAACCCCCGACGUUUCUGUUGUCGACCUCACCUGCCGUCUUGAAAAGCCAGCUAGCAUGGAUGACAUCAAAAAGAUUAUCAAAGCGGCUGCGGAGGGACCGAUGAAGGGUAUUUUGGGAUACACAGAGGACCAAGUUGUGUCGACUGACUUCGUAUCUGACACACAUUCCUCUAUCUUCGACGCAGGAGCGUGCAUCUGUCUCAACCCUAACUUCGUUAAACUUAUCUCAUGGUAUGAUAAUGAGUACGGAUACUCGCACCGUGUUGUUGACCUGCUCGCUUACAUCGCCAGCAAGGCCUAA
Molecule: messenger RNA, 1062 nt
Organism: Necator americanus (New World hookworm)
Lineage: Eukaryota; Metazoa; Nematoda; Chromadorea; Rhabditida; Ancylostomatidae
Exons: 8
Coding region: 1-1062 (353 amino acids)
Biological process (GO): glucose metabolic process; glycolytic process
Cellular component (GO): cytosol
Molecular function (GO): glyceraldehyde-3-phosphate dehydrogenase (NAD+) (phosphorylating) activity; NAD binding; NADP binding
Source: RefSeq, a predicted model, not a curated record